AGAAGCAGCUCCCUUCUGCUUCCUGCUUUUUCCCAAAGUCAAAUCUGUGUCUUCUCCUCACCAUUUGGUCUCAGUACUCUACGGAUCCAAUUUCUCACAUUUUCCUUGCCGCAUUUAUCACUUGAACACCGUAUGCUCUUGAAGAUAUAAGCCAAACUCGAGCCACAACAAUUUAGCAACAAUUUAGAAAUCAGCUCACAUUAUUCACAAGUUUCAGCCCUUCAUCAUGGUGGAACCUCUGUUUAUAGAACCCUUUACUAUCCUGGGAAUGCAAAGUCUUUCAAAAUCUCCAGUACUCUCAGCAAUUAACGAAACUCUGCUGGAGAAACCAAGAAGUCAACAGACACAGUAGUAAACUAUAAGCUCGCUGUUGAAGCAACUAUUAUUAGUAAAUCAAGCAGAAAUAAAACCCAGUUCAGACUUCGAUUUCUCUUACUUUUCUGGAGAUCGAGAGUCCUUGUUUAUUUUCUGUUUGGUUUGGUCAUGCAUGUGGCGAGAAGGUGUACGGUGAUACGGUCAAGGCUUAAUACUUACAACUGAAUAUUAAACAUUUUAGCAAGUUAAUUCUUGGAACGCCCUUUCCUGACAUAUUCUGUACUGUGUCCACAAUCUAUCCAUGGCCCAAAAAAAUAAGAUGAUGUGAGCAUAAAUCAAGUAAAAUCACCUCCGAUGUGAUACGAUGGGUACGUAAAAGUUGCCUUUCAACCUAGUCUUGUAAAUAUGCUGACAUUCACUGGAAGCAACCGGAAGUGGGUGAUUCUAAGAUUCAUCCUAAAGUUAGAGUUUACCGCCGUUUUCUUCCACCGCUUCCUCUUCUUAAAUAUCACACAUGUCCGUGUACUCUCUACCAUCUACAGAUAUUCUCUGUCAAUCAUCUUGAUCGAGUUUUCAUAGCACAGGCAUGGAUUUCUUAGAAAGCAGGCCAAUUGUCUGCGACAAUGGAUCAGGCUUAAUGAAGGCUGGUUUUGCCGGUGAUGAUGUUCCAUGUGUGGUAUUCCCCAAUUUAAUAGGCCGACCACGAAACAAGCAUGCAAUGGUCAGCAUGGGACAAAAGGAUAUGUAUUUUGGAGACGAAGCAGAAGCAAGGCGUGGAGUUCUUAGUUUAAGCUACCCCAUACAUCAUGGAAUUGUGAGAUGCUGGGAAGGAAUUGAAAGCGUUUGGGAGCAUACCUUUGAUCAGGAGCUCCGAGUCUCCACAGAGGAGCAUCCUGUUCUUUUAACAGAGGCUCCACUCAAUCCCAAAAUUAACAGAGAAAAGAUGGUGGAGAUCAUGUUUGAAGGUUUUAACAUUCCUGCAACCUAUAUAGCCAUCCAGGCGGUUUUAUCCUUGUAUGCCAGUGGCCGAACUACAGGUAUUGUUAUGGACUCUGGAGAAGGUGUGACUCAUGUAGUUCCAAUAUACGAGGGCUAUGCGCUGCCACACGCCAUCCAUAGACUUGACUUGGCAGGAAAGGACAUUACGGACUACCUCACCAAAAUCCUAGCUGAAGACGGCUACAUUUUCACCUCUACAGCCGAGAAAGAAAUUGCUAGAGACAUCAAGGAGCGAAUUUCCUACGUGGCAAUGGAUUUUGAAAGAGAGCUUGAAACAUCAAGGAAAAGUCCAGCACUAGACAAACAAUAUGAAUUGCCGGAUGGACAAGUCAUAACCAUUGGAGCUGUGCAGUUCAAGUGCCCGGAAGUUCUGUUUGAUCCGAGUAGAGUAGGAAUGGAUUCAGGUGGUGUGCAUGAGAUUGUGGUGAGGUCAAUCAGCAGGUGUGAUGUAGACAUCAGAAGAGAGAUGUUUGGGAAUGUGGUGCUUAGUGGGGGUACCACUGUAAUACCAGGCCUCGCUGAAAGGUUGGCCAAAGAGGUCAGCUCAUUGGCGCCUCCUGGUGUGAGGGUACGAGUGGUUGCUCCACCAGAUAGGAAGUACAGUGUUUGGAUUGGUGGCUCCAUCUUGGGUUCUUUAAGCACCUUUCAGCAGAUGUGGAUAUCCAAGGAGGAGUACAUGGAGUCUGGAUCUUCCAUUGUGCACAUGAAAUGUUUCUGAACCAGUCUCACAGCUUCAACGAGGAAUUUAGCAUCACCUUCAAUGAGAACCGGCUGUUGAAAUUUACUUGCCAAGGUGACAGCAUCCUUUAAAGCAAAAGCCUCCACAGUUUGGGCAUCUAAAGCAAAGGGGAAGUACCUGCUCUUAGCUACACAAACAGCACCGUCAUGAUCUCUAGCCUCAAUGCCGACUGCACCAGAUUUGCAAGAGUAGUAAGCGCCACCAAAAUUGAUCUUCAUGGUUCCUAAAGAGGGAGGAGUCCAUUAAGGAAGUGUUUAGAAUGAUAGAAAAAGAUGGAUUGGAUAUAAUAUUUUUCAAAACAAUUGUUUAGUCUAUAAAAAUCAAUUUUAAUCGGAAGAAAUUCUUAUUUCACUGAA
Molecule: messenger RNA, 2409 nt
Organism: Populus nigra (black poplar)
Lineage: Eukaryota; Viridiplantae; Streptophyta; Magnoliopsida; Malpighiales; Salicaceae
Product: actin-66-like
Exons: 4
Coding region: 902-2032 (376 amino acids)
Source: RefSeq, a predicted model, not a curated record